GCUGAGGUGGAGCAGAUGGCGGCAUGGCGUGAAGACCCAGUUGAGGGCGCUUCUCUCCUCGCCUCCCCUGUCUCUCAGAGGAAACUUAAUUUUAAAAAACGUACCGACACAGCAGGCGCAGUGGGAAGAGCCUGUCUAGAUCUCACCAUUCUGCAAGGUGCAGUGUAUGCCAGGCGCUGCAUCAGGGCAGGUAAACCCCCACCUGGUCUGCAUCUGGAUGUAGUCAAAGGAGACAAACUCAUCGAGAAGCUGAUCAUCGAUGAGAAGAAGUGCUACUUAUUUGGGAGAAACCCUGACCUGUGUGACUUCACCAUCGACCACCAGUCUUGCUCCCGGGUCCACGCUGCCCUGGUCUACCACAAGCAUCUGAAGCGGGUUUUCCUGAUCGACCUCAACAGCACUCAUGGCACUUUCUUGGGUCACAUCCGGCUGGAAGCUCAUAAGCCUCAGCAGAUCCCCAUCGACUCGACAGUCUCGUUCGGCGCAUCCACACGGGCAUACACGCUGCGCGAGAAGCCUCAGACUUUGCCGUCCGCCGUGAAAGGAGAUGAGAAGAUGGGUGGAGAGGACGACGAGCUCAAGGGCCUGCUGGGCCUUCCUGAGGAGGAGACCGAGCUGGAUAACCUCACGGAGUUCAACACGGCCCACAACAAGCGGAUAUCUACCCUCACCAUCGAGGAGGGGAACCUGGACAUCCAGAGGCCGAAAAGGAAGAGGAAGAGCUCUCGGGUGACAUUCAGCGAGGACGACGAGAUCAUCAACCCAGAGGAUGUGGACCCCUCAGUCGGCCGAUUCCGGAACAUGGUGCAGACGGCGGUGGUGCCCGUCAAGAAGAAGCGGGUGGAGGGCGCUGCCUCCUUGGGCCUGGAGGAGUCUGGGAGCAGGCGUAUGCAGAACUUCGCCUUCAGUGGAGGCCUCUACGGGGGCCUGCCCCCCACGCACAGCGAGGCUGGCUCCCAGCCACACGGAACCCAUGGGACCGCUCUCAUCGGUGGCCUGCCCAUGCCCUACCCGAACCUCGCCCCGGAUGUGGACUUGACCCCCGUCGCCCCAUCAGCAGUGAAUGUGAACCCCACACCUAGUCCUGUGGUCUACAACCCUGAAGCCGUGAACGAGCCCAAGAAGAAGAAAUACGCAAAAGAGGCGUGGCCUGGCAAGAAGCCCACCCCCUCCCUCCUGAUCUGACGGCUCGGUCCUGGGGAGGGUGGGCCCGGCAGGCCAGAGGGUGAGGGGCUGAUGAACAGGACUGGGGCUGGCCUCGGGUGCCAUGCCCACCCCCUACCUCCUGAUCUGACGGCUCGGUCCUGGGGAGGGUGGGCUGGGCGGGCGGGAGGGUGAGGGGCUGAUGAGCAGGGCUGGGGCUGGCCUUGGGUGCCAUGCGGCCUUGGAGAGCUCUGGUCCUGCGCAGACUCCUGGGGAGCCUGUCUCAGCACUCGUGCAGGGAAAGGCCUCGUGUCCUCUGGGCCUGGGCCUUCCACUGUGCUUACGUUCUCUUGCACCCUGGGGUAGACUGCAGCCCCAGGUGUGGCCAGAGCUGUGGGCUCCAGCAGCCUAGCCCAUGUGUCCUGCCCCUGCAAGUCCCAGCUAGCAGAGAUGCCACAGAUCCCAGGUUGGUCAAAGAGAAGAUUGCAAAUUUUUCAGUUAAGCCAAGGUUCAAACCCAGUGAUGUUUUCUCGGGUUGGUUCUGAGGUCCAGUAGUUGGAGUUUCUUUCGUCUUUGCUGUGGGAGGAGAACUGACCUCGCUCAGCCUGUACCGGCGCGGUAGGCGCUGUGUGCACGCCCGGCUCCUGAGUGCCGUCCUCACUCUCCAGGCACUCUCCUGUCCCGUGUUAGGGCAGUUCCAGGUGGAAAGGGCACGAGCGGGUCUUGCAGGUAACAGGUCAGUUUGGAAUCUGUCCCCCUCGCAGGAGAGCUCCCGGUCCCCAGGGCUCUAGGAGGGCCGGGCCUGCCCGCAGGAGCCGGGUGGGCCGGGGCCUGAGCUGCAAUGUGUACAUUUGUGUGAUAGGCCUUUUCAUGCUUAGUGUAGCUUUUUACCUGUAACCUUUAUUACAUUGUAAAUUAAAUGUAACUUUUGUCA
This is a messenger RNA of Tupaia belangeri chinensis (Chinese tree shrew), 2077 nucleotides long. It is a transcript of the gene PPP1R8, whose product is annotated as protein phosphatase 1 regulatory subunit 8. Bases 16 to 1185 code for a protein of 389 amino acids. The transcript is spliced from 7 exons. NCBI's taxonomy places the organism in Eukaryota, Metazoa, Chordata, Mammalia, Scandentia, Tupaiidae. The record is from RefSeq and is a predicted model, not a curated record. Gene Ontology annotation, molecular function: protein binding.